Sphaeramia orbicularis (orbiculate cardinalfish) is the source of this 657-nucleotide messenger RNA. RefSeq lists its product as uncharacterized. The record is from RefSeq and is a predicted model, not a curated record. The transcript is spliced from 2 exons. Lineage: Eukaryota; Metazoa; Chordata; Actinopteri; Kurtiformes; Apogonidae. The coding region runs from base 1 to 657 and encodes 218 amino acids.
AUGUGGUUACUAAAGGUUGUGCAUGGAUCUUUUCACCAGGGUGAUCACAGGUUUUUGUACAGAGGAGUGCAGUGUAUGGCCAUUGCCUUAGUCAGUUUAGCUAGACACACAGUGAAAAGUGUGUUCUCGUGGGACAGUUUCGAUCUGGAUCGUGUGUUGGUUGAAGGUGAUAAAUUGUAUUGCGAUUUGCGUAGCAAAAACCUCUUCAGCCACGUGUCUAAUCUAUUGUCUGUUCCAGAUCUUCCCAAGGUUUUUCCAAUUGAUAGGCCAGAGUUCAGUGUAAGUUGUGGUGACACAUGGUCAGGUGAGGUAGGUGUCACAUCAGGUGAAUGGAUUGACCUUGGUGUGUAUGUUAGUAUGCAGAAUGGUCUGGAGAGAAUUUUUAGUCAGUACAGCACUUGUCUGCUGACACUUUGUGGCAAUACGUCUGCCAUCAUCUGUGAGGAUGGACAGUUCGCUGUGGUCGACAGUCACUCACGUAGUAGCUGUGGCUUGGUACAUGGUGACGGUACCAGUGUAGUUCUGUAUUUUUCAUGUCUAGAUGACCUGAUAUCUGUUGUUUGGCAGACAGUCUCACUUCAGGGGAGAAGCCCUUUGAACUGUCUGCCAUUAGUAUUAGUAGCAUUGUGUGUCCAGCAGUGUCAGGUGUUUCUGUAG